Molecule: messenger RNA, 1731 nt
Organism: Musca vetustissima
Lineage: Eukaryota; Metazoa; Arthropoda; Insecta; Diptera; Muscidae
Gene: Lnk
Product: SH2B adapter protein 2
Exons: 5
Coding region: 16-1731 (571 amino acids)
Biological process (GO): intracellular signal transduction
Cellular component (GO): plasma membrane
Molecular function (GO): transmembrane receptor protein tyrosine kinase adaptor activity
Source: RefSeq, a predicted model, not a curated record
ACAUCAGCAACAAAUAUGGGUGGCAAUAGCACGGCCGCCUUUAGUAUUGGCGGCUAUAUGGGUGGCAGUGCCGGGAGUACGGGUAGUGCUGGUGGUGCUGUCGGUGGCGGUAAUUCCGAUUUAGUACCAUCCAGCAGUGGCCCUGGUAGCGGUAGUGGCGGUGGCGGAUCAUCAUCCACACCGGGUAUACCCUAUGCAUGCGGCAUUAGUUGGGAUGAAUUUACCGAGCGACAUGCCCGUGUUGCUGCUGCAGAUUUUGCCAAAGCUUGUAUUUGUUUUAUAAAUGGUGGCCUGUCACCGGACGAGGCUCGUAAUCUAACCUUUCGGAAUUUUGGUCAAAAAUUUAUCGAUUCAUUUGCCGAACACUAUGAAAAGGAGUUUCUGCGAAGAAGAAGUAAUUUGAAGGUCGGCAAUGGCGUUUUAGAGGAACCCGAAUAUACCGAAGAACAACCAAAAAUCUUUCCAAAAACAUUCUUUCGACGAUUGUCAUUUAAGGGACUGAGAAAGGGCAAGACCCUAUCACUAUUUCACAAAAGUUCCGACGAGGAGGAGGCAACCAAACACAAUAAGAAAUUUGCCAAAAUAUUGGUCGAGUGCAAAAAGGAGGGCACCGUCAAUAAUCUAACACCGGAAAGUUUAGAUCAACCGACUGGCACACAGAAAUGGGAAAAAUGUCGACUGCGUUUGGUGAAGGCAGUUGGCGGAUUUAUGCUGGAAUUUUACAUACCACCCAAGGCGGCCAAGCCUCGUUGCGGUGUCUUUUGUUUCCUAAUCUCGGAGGCUCGCGAAACCACAGCCCUGGAAAUGCCCGAUCGAGAAAAUACAUUCGUUUUGAAGGCCGACAACAAUAUGGAGUAUGUAAUUGAAGCUCAAAAUGCCGAAGAUAUGCGUGAUUGGUUGGACACCAUACGGCUGUGUAUGCGUACACCACCCACACAACAACCUACCACAGAUACCGAAGUAAUGGCCGCUGCCAUGCAAGCAUCACCUAUUAUAAUUAAUCCACAGAGUGCAGUGGCCGCCGCCGGCGGUAACACAGCUGGUCUACUAAAUGCCGUACAAAAUCCCCAGUAUCAUCAACAGAAUGCCAUGGGCUCAAAUGGUAAUGUGGCGCCGAGUAGUUCACUUUCUGAAAAUGCUCUCUCUUCCAUUGCGGCAGCAAAUGCGGCGGGUCUUGGAGGAGGUGAUUCCAUCAAUGACAUUGCCUGUAAUCCUGCUGCACACAACAUCUCCGAUGUACCACAUCGGCGUGGCGAACAACGUCUUUCCUCCUCCAGCAACAUCGAACCAUGCGACGAUUUCGUAGACCCCGAUGCGGAUGUAAAUAUUGCCGAUGUGAGUAAUGAAAUGCGACAAUUCCCCUGGUUCCAUGGCACACUGCCGAGAUCCGAUGCCGCCCGUAUGGUAUUACAGAAUGAAGCUCAAGGUCAUGGUUUCUAUCUGGUGAGACAGAGUGAAACGCGCAAGGGCGACUUUGUUCUGACGUUCAACUUCAAUGGACGUGCCAAACAUUUACGCAUGACACUCUCCGAUGAUGGCCAGUGUCGUGUACAACAUUUAUGGUUCCCAUCAAUACAGCAAAUGUUGGAACAUUUCCAUGUCAAGCCAAUACCAUUGGAAUCGGGUGGUACUUCAGAUGUUACCCUUACCAAAUUUAUACAUAAUCAAGGAGUUCCUUAUAAUAUGACGGCGACACGCCAUCAGCAAUUGCGGAAACGGCAAAUACAAUAA